AGCCAUUUUGGGUCAAGGUCAGUCUGGCUUCGGGGCCAGAACGUCUGCACCACACGUAGCGCUGGACAUUUCCCUCCACCCUCGGAGGCGCCAUGGAGCCGAAGCAGUUUGGCGGCAGGUGCCCCACCGACGCGAGGUUUGCAACCCAGUGCCUCUACGCGGGACAGGAGCCUGAUCCCACGACAGGUGCACGGACAUGUCCGAUCACGAUGAGCACGGGUUUUGUCUUCAAGGAUUCCGAGGAUGCCGCCGCCAAGUUUGCCCUGCAGGCGUUCGGGCCCAUCUACACUCGCAUCACGAAUCCCACCGCAGAUGCUGUCGAGAAGAAGAUAGCAGCCUUGGAGGGCGGCAUGGCCGCGCUGGCCGUAGCCUCUGGGCACGCCGCUCAACUGCUUGCCUUCAGCAACCUCUUGCAGGCAGGGGACCACUUCGUCACCACCGACAAGCUCUACGGAGGCUCCGUGACGCAGUUUGGGCGCCAGUUUAAGCAGUUCGGCUGGGAGGUCAGCUUCUGCCCCCAUGAUGACUUCGAAGCCAUCGAGAAGGCUUUCACUGAUAAGACGAAGGCUCUUUACUGCGAGGCGAUUGCCAAUCCAGGGGGUCUUGUAGUGGACCUGCAGAAACUGGCUGAGAUUGCGCAUAGUAAAGGGGUCCCCCUCAUCGUUGAUAACACUACUGCCACACCCUACCUGGUUCGACCAUUUGAGCACGGUGCUGACAUCAUCGUUCACAGCGCUACCAAGGGUCUGUGUGGCCAUGGCAACGCCAUGGGCGGCUUCAUCGUCGAGAAAGGCGAUUUCGACUGGGGCUCCGGCAAGUUCCCGAUUCUAUCAGAGCCGUGCGAUUCUUAUCACGGCAUGAAAAUGUAUGAGACUUUCGGCAAGGACGGUCCUGUGGCAGGUAUGUUUGGCACCCAGGGAAAGACCGGUCUCGCCUUCAUCAUUGCGGCUCGCACUUUGGGUUUGCGGGAUAUGGGAAUGUGCAUCAGCCCAUUCAAUGCAUUUUUGAUUUCAAUGGGGAUGGAGACGCUGCCUUUGCGAAUGCAAAAACACACAGAGAAUGCCUUGUCAGUGGCUCAGUUCUUGCAGAAGCACGAGAAGGUCCAGUGGGUCCGCUACGGCGGUCUGAAGGAUGACAAAUCCCACGGCUUGCACCUGAAGUAUUGCCCUAAAGGCGCUGGCGCCCUAUUCACCUUCGGGCUCAAGGGAGGAUACGAGUCUGGCAAGAAGCUCGUGGACUCGGUCAAAAUGAUUUCUCUCGUUGCAAACCUGGGCGACAGCCGCACGCUCAUUGCGCACCCCUCGUCGAUGAUGCACUCGCAGCUGACGGAGGAGCAGAGGAAGGCCGCAGGCGCGGAGAGCGAGACGCUCCGCAUCUCGAUCGGGAUCGAGGACGUCGAGGACAUCAUUGCCGAUCUAUCCCAGGCCCUGGAGACAUGCUAGCGGAACGACGCUGAGCUCCCCGUUGCAAUUUUGUCACCAACGUCGGAGCGGACGAACGCGUGGCGCACUCUCGGCACUCGCCUGAGCGGAACAGAGGCUCGCUGGCUGCCACGGCAACGAUCGUCUGAGCAGGCUCCCUCGUCGAUGAAAACUCGUCAGCGUCGAGGGCCUGUGUGAUUUCCAACUAAUACACAAGUUCCUAUGUAGCUGAACUCAUACAAUUGGUCUGGCACACAUUCGGUCGCGGCCAGGAAGACAAAUAUCUCGGGCCUGCGCCGUUUACCUCUCUGACUUUCUAGCCACACGUGUCUAUAGACACACCGGGA
This is a messenger RNA of Prorocentrum cordatum, 1768 nucleotides long. The record is from the annotation of a GenBank genome assembly. NCBI's taxonomy places the organism in Eukaryota, Dinophyceae, Prorocentrales, Prorocentraceae.